This is a messenger RNA of Sinocyclocheilus grahami, 1174 nucleotides long. RefSeq names its product glycerol-3-phosphate dehydrogenase 1-like protein. The record is from RefSeq and is a predicted model, not a curated record. The transcript is spliced from 6 exons. Gene Ontology annotation, cellular component: cytosol. Bases 1 to 873 code for a protein of 290 amino acids. NCBI's taxonomy places the organism in Eukaryota, Metazoa, Chordata, Actinopteri, Cypriniformes, Cyprinidae. Gene Ontology annotation, biological process: carbohydrate metabolic process; glycerol-3-phosphate catabolic process. Gene Ontology annotation, molecular function: glycerol-3-phosphate dehydrogenase [NAD(P)+] activity; NAD binding.
AUGGGAACUAACAAGGAGUGGGUGUGGUCCACUCAUGAUCAUAAAUGUCCAGCUAGAGACCAUGUAAAGCCCACUGUCUUUGAGCUGAUUUCCAUCAGUAAGAGCCGUAGAGCCCUGCUGAGAGUGGGAUCAGGGUUCAGAGCUCCUCUGUUUCCUCAGCUGGCGGUUCCUGACGUCACAGAGGCCUCAAGCGGAGCCGACUUCCUGAUCUUCGUCAUUCCUCAUCAGUUUAUUGGGAAGAUCUGUGACCAGAUGAAACCUCACGUCAAACCUGGAGCCACGGGCAUCUCCCUCAUUAAAGGCAUCGAUGAGGGUCCGGAUGGACUGACCCUGAUCUCUGACAUCAUCAGGUCCAAGCUGGAGAUCGAGGUCAGUGUGCUGAUGGGUGCCAACAUCGCCAGCGAGGUGGCCGAGGAGAAGUUCUGCGAGACCACCAUCGGAGCCACUAAUGAAUCCAACGGCAAGGUCUUCAAAGAGCUUCUGCAGACGCCGAACUUCCGCAUCACUGUGGUGAAGGAGAGCGACACGGUGGAGCUGUGUGGAGCGCUGAAGGUACCGGAGACACACAAUCAUCUAGAAGUCAUCUUUAAAGCAUCGUCUCACUUGUUCAGAUUGCUGAUGUUAUGGAAGCUUAGAUGUUAUUUACCUGUUGUUUCUGUUUUUCAUCAGUCAAUAGCGGAGCUGGAAGCUGAGAUGUUGAACGGUCAGAAGCUCCAGGGUCCUCAGACGUCUGCAGAGGUUUACAAGAUCCUCCAGAAGAAGAACAUGGUGCACAAGUUUCCUCUGUUCGUCUCCGUGUAUCAGAUCUGUUUUGAGGGCCGGCAGGUGCAGGACUUCAUCAGCUGCCUUCAGAACCAUCCAGAACACAUGUGAGCGACCCGAACCGAACCGAACCGAACCGAAGCCAAGCGAUCAGAAACACACACACACUAACAUUAGCCUGAAUCUACUGAGCUGCACUCACACCUCACCUAUUACGAGAAGAGAAUUAUGAGUCGUCUUAAGUCCAGAAUGAUGAGAGUAUUUGUGUCAUUUCUGACUCAGGACUGUAACGCUGGUAAACGCACAUGUGCAGCAUUUUAUGUUUGGAGUUUUGAUCAUAACUGUUCUAUAGAGAAUGUAAUACUUUAUAACACAAUCAAUAAAAGCCAUGCUGCUUAUUUGAAUCUUUUAA